This is a messenger RNA of Patiria miniata (bat star), 2717 nucleotides long. Its product is annotated as zinc finger protein 143-like. Gene Ontology annotation, molecular function: RNA polymerase II cis-regulatory region sequence-specific DNA binding; DNA-binding transcription factor activity, RNA polymerase II-specific. Gene Ontology annotation, cellular component: PcG protein complex; transcription regulator complex. The record is from RefSeq and is a predicted model, not a curated record. Gene Ontology annotation, biological process: regulation of transcription by RNA polymerase II. The transcript has 14 exons. Lineage: Eukaryota; Metazoa; Echinodermata; Asteroidea; Valvatida; Asterinidae. Bases 220 to 2106 code for a protein of 628 amino acids.
AGCCCCCGUGUCCCAGAAUUCCGCUGAAAAUACAACACUUUCGUCGGCUGCUAUUCUGAAAUGAACAUUCGAAGCGUAUUCUUGAACAAUAGAGCGGCAUUUUUUAAAAACUCGAUCGUUCCAUUUGUGUGGAGAAAUCGAUCUGUUAAUCAUGAUCAAACCUCUUUGUUUGAGACGGACUUAUCCUGAGCGAGGCCGGCCAGUGAUCAGCCUGUUACCAUGGAGAUUGAGGACCAGUUAAUCACGGCGGAGGAGGUGGCUGCAGUGCCAGUGGUCAGCGUGGCAUCCGGAAAUGACCAGGAGGUGAUUGGAAUGCUGCUUGCCCAGCAGGCAGAACACGAAGAAGGGGACCUGGAAAUAGAACAGCCAAACACAUCUGAGGCUGGGGCUGAGGUUUUACCCACUGGCACCAUAACCUCCUCAGUGGCAGAUGCAAGCAGUCUGACCUUCGGUGAUGGACAAAAUCUGCAUGUACAGGCGGUACAGUUCUCGGAUGGAUCCACUGCCAUUAUUCAACAGAAAGAUCUCGUUGACGGUCAAACAGUGCAGCUUGCCGAUGGCUCUACUGCUUUCAUCCAACAAAUACCUACACCUGAGAAGACACCCAGUUUUGAAGAUGGUCAAGCAGUGCAGCUGGAAGAUGGCUCUACUGCCUACAUCCUAAGAUCCCAACCUAAAGGUGAAAACUUGCAAGCUGUUCAACUCGAAGAUGGAACCACAGCCUUCAUUCAAACACAGUUGCCCUCUGAGGGAUACACUGACCAAUCGCAAGGUUUUUCCAACACGGAUGAUUCUGUGGACCCAGCUACCAUGAAUGUACUGGAUCAAUUUGCAAAUCAACAGAUCGAACCUGAUGCGUGCGGUUCUCAGGAUGACGUGUCCAAAGUGCGCAAGCCGGCAAUCAUGUCUAGCAUCAAGACCACUAUCAGCCUCGUCAAUUCCGGUAUUGGGGACGGAUCCUGCUCAAAGGGUUACAGGUGUCGGUAUAACGGGUGUGGGAGAAUGUACACUACGGCACACCAUCUCAAGGUCCAUGAGCGCUCUCACUCCGGUGAAAAGCCUUACAAGUGCGAAGUGCAAGGCUGCGGCAAGGCGUUUGCUUCAGGCUACGGGUUGAAGAGCCACACGCGGGUCCACACUGGUGAGAAGCCGUAUCGCUGCCCCCAGGAUAUGUGUUUUAGGGCUUUCAAGACAUCAGGCGAUCUACAGAAACAUGUGCGGACGCAUACAGGAGAGAGACCAUUUAAGUGCCCGUUUGAAGGUUGCGACAAAUGCUUCACAACGUCCAACAUCCGGAAGGUUCACAUUCGCACGCACACAGGAGAGCGGCCUUACAUCUGUGACGAGCCCCAAUGCGGGCGAGCCUUCGCCAGCGCCACCAACUACAAGAACCACAUGAGGAUUCAUACAGGUGAGAAGCCCUAUGUAUGCACGGUAGCUGGUUGCGGCAAGCGUUUCACCGAGUACUCCAGUCUGUACAAGCAUCACGUUGUCCACACACAUUCCAAACCUUACAUCUGCAGUCACUGCGGCAAGAAUUACCGUCAAACGUCCACGCUGGCGAUGCACAAGCGCACGGCGCACGGCGACGUCGAGGAAAACGAAGAAAUGGAAGCUCAGACGCAGUUCUUCACCACACACACGGUUGCAGGAGCAAAUCCAGGCAUUGCGAGCAGUGCCGUGCCAAUGGCUAUCACAAAGCGACAACCGGUCCAGUAUGAUAUCCCAACCGUGACAAGCGAGGCCGCUACCCUGGCCACGGAAAACAUUGUCAUACAUGCCUCAGGGGCAGGCAUACUCCAACAGGCAGCAGCAGCAAACGUUAUCCAGUCACAGAUGAGUAAUAUCGUUGGUUCGUCGAGCCAAGUUACCAUGGUAACCAGCGUUGAUCCCGAGGUUGCCAUGGCAGCCAUCAAAGCCGCGGCAGAGGAGACGGCAUUGCACGUGGUGACGGGCGAUGGUCAGGUAUUGACCGAAGACCAGAGACAGCAGUUGCAGGAUGCCAUUGUUGCUGUAAAUGUACAAGAGACUUCAGAGGGAGUAAGUAUGGAGAAUGUAGUCACCGCAGUCGAAACAGACCCAGCCAUGGCCUCAUUGGAGGCAUAGACUGCUUAAAGGGAGCGUGCAGCAAAUGUAGAAGAGCAAAAAGUAUAUUGUUUUGGGACAAAAACUUAACAAAAGGAAGGAAUACUGGUCUAUACUGAUAGUACGCUUCAAGUUCCCAUCUUGUAGGAUCUUCAAUUCUGUGAUUAUAAAGCAAUGCCUCUUAUAAUGCGGUUCAGUUGCCUGCCGAAUCCAACAUUUUGCCUGAGGAAUGUACACAAGGGGUUAACUGCUCAUAGUCGGAUCCUGUUGGAUUCAGCAGGGUUAGGGUUAAAAAAAAUGCCUUAUUCAAUCAAAUUGAAACACUACUAGACUAAGCUGGUAUAUUGUGAAGUUUUCUUUAUUUAGCAGCAUCAUAAAAGUAUACAUGUAUAUUCACAAAGGUGCAGUAAUAUGAAAUGACUCUUGUGUUUCAAGUCUGUUUUAAUGACUACUGCAUUAUUUUAAAAAUCUGUGCACCCUAACAUCACCAGUAAUUUUACAGUCAGAAAAUUCCUGAAUCCUUCAAGAUCCAACACCAGGCCAAUUUAUAAAAUAGAUUCACAGAAGUGGCUUCCGCAUGAAUAAGGUAUGUUUCAUGCAGCUGCUGAUCAGAAAAUGUUUAUGUUGCUAAG